AUGUAUUUCACAAGCCGGAGAGCUGGAAACAUCACGUUGCAGCUGGGCGGGCAGAGCAGGGACGAAGGGACAUCCAACGGACUAAGAUACGAGUACAUGUCAGCCGACAGAGGCAUACCAGCAGUGGCCGAGCACGUUGCCAUGUCUCAAAAGAACGUAUCCUUGGAAGCGGUCAUUACGCCAUCAUUUGGCCGUCUGGAAGGCGGCACGCGGAUAUCCGUCGUUGGGAUGGGCGAGUCACCCGGGGCGAAUGCGGUAGCCCGGUGGCUACAUGUGAACUCCUCCAGGCCUUGCGGGCGGGUACCGCAGGAGGGAGCAGGGUCCAGGGAAGGAGUACUGGUGUGCAUCAGCCCGGAAGCCAGGGCACCGGGGUCAGCGUAUGUAGCGAUCACGGCAGAGGAGGGCACAGCCACAGCUCAGGAGGGAUUCUUGUUCUUGUACGAGCCUGGUGCAAGCGUGAGCAGCAUCAGGCCGAGCCGGGGAGGAGAUGGGGUAGAGCCGGGAGAAAAGCAUUGUAUUCAUUUUUGGAUGUCGAGCACUUUGGUUGCGUGCGUGGUGCAAGGCGCCCAUUGCAGGUCGGAGAGCUGUAACGUGACGAUUGAAGUAAGCAACAACGGAGUAGACUUUUCCGAGGCGGCGCGUGCUCGGUUUGAGUACCGGGGGAGCGAGAUAGGGAGGCUGGAGCCUUCCUGGGGGCUCGCUGGACGAGCGACGGAGGUACGGGUGACGCUGGGGUACAGGGCCUGGGAGGGAGCGGAGACUGGAGACAGGUUAUGUCGCUUCGGGGACGUGGUUGUAUCCGGCGUCACGGCGUCAGAUACAGGAGGAGGGACGACGGAGGCCUGCACUACGAAGAGGUCGGAGCAGGCUUUGAGUACAUUGCGGGCAUUCAGGUCGUAG
This is a messenger RNA of Guillardia theta CCMP2712, 900 nucleotides long. RefSeq lists its product as hypothetical. Lineage: Eukaryota; Cryptophyceae; Pyrenomonadales; Geminigeraceae. The transcript has 3 exons. The coding region runs from base 1 to 900 and encodes 299 amino acids. The record is from RefSeq and is a predicted model, not a curated record.